Batrachochytrium dendrobatidis JAM81 is the source of this 1065-nucleotide messenger RNA. RefSeq lists its product as uncharacterized. The transcript has 2 exons. The record is from RefSeq and is a predicted model, not a curated record. The coding region runs from base 1 to 1065 and encodes 354 amino acids. NCBI's taxonomy places the organism in Eukaryota, Fungi, Chytridiomycota, Chytridiomycetes, Rhizophydiales.
AUGUUGCAUAGUCCAUAUUCACAACCGACUCGCUCAUUACCAAGAAUUGUCCUACUAAUCAACAAGCUUUAUCACAUUCAUUCUCGUCAACAAGAUGAAAUUUAUAUCGAUUAUUGUGCUGUCGCUAUUGUCGAUAACAAAAAAAUGGUAGCAGAUUGCCUAGCUCGAGCACAGAAGCGUAGAUCUAGAUAUGCUGGUGAUUACUCUUCAACGGGAACAGGACAGCAACCUACUGAAACCAACCAUGUCAUAACUCAAUCGACUGCAAAUUCUGAUAAUUUGGACAACUCUGUCAAACAGUCCAAUGGGAAAAUGGUAGAAGAAUCUCUAGCUCGAAUAAAGCAGCGUAAAUGUAAAUACACUGGCGAUUGUUCUUCAACCGGAACAGGACAACAGUCUACUGAAACCAGCCAUGAUGUAGCUCAAUCAACCGUAGAUCCUAAUGAUUUGGACAACUCUGUCAAACAGUCCAAACAGUCUGAUGAAUCGCCGUCAUCCUCUCAGUCCAAACAGUCUGAUGAUAUAUUUGAUAUCACAACAUGUAGUGAUCCCUAUCCUCUUCCCGAAAGCUAUGUUUCAAAGAACGAACAGUUUAUUCUCACACCUCGGCAAAAACUGGAUAGGAUCGAAAGAAUGAUGAAAAAGAUAGGUAUGGAUAUUCCAAGUGGAGCUGAAAAUACAUAUCCAUACAAGGUGAAUGCCGAGGCAAAACAGAGAAUACAAGAAGCUAUACAAACGGGGCGUAGAAUGACUCCAUUUGAUAGAAGGAAUCUAAUGAGACUGAAACUAGCAAAAGCAUGGAUUUGUUACAAUUUGGAACUCGAGUCGUUCAAGGAAAUGUCGAUAAACGCUGUAUCUGAGCCUACUCCAAAACCAAAUCCAAAACCAUCCGAAUCUACUUCUAAAUCUCAUGGUUCAAAACAGAGUUAUUUCAAAAUCCAUCAGUCAAAAUCAAAUCGUCAAGAAAAUCAAUCCACUUUAUCAGCUUGGAAACUUAAACUCAAAAUUAAGAAACCUAAACUACCAAAACUGACAGUGUAUAGUAAAUCAAUGUUUGGAAACUAG